This is a messenger RNA of Plasmodium gonderi, 453 nucleotides long. RefSeq lists its product as hypothetical. The record is from RefSeq and is a predicted model, not a curated record. The transcript has 3 exons. The coding region runs from base 1 to 453 and encodes 150 amino acids. NCBI's taxonomy places the organism in Eukaryota, Apicomplexa, Aconoidasida, Haemosporida, Plasmodiidae.
AUGGGCAUAGCGAAACAGAUAAUUAAAAAUGACCAAGUGAGAUUUAUAAACAACAUCUGUAAUUUGAUUGAAACCUUGUUGUCUCUAUGCACAGUCCCAAUAUUUUACAGGUAUAAGUUCCCUCAAUAUGACACCAACUACCACAUUUUAAAAAACAAUUACAUCAGUACGAGCAUUUUGAUCAUUCGAGUCAAUGAAUAUUUAAGGAACCUUAUUGAUUCCAUAUCCGUUGUGUUUUGGAAGGGUCGCAAAUGGAAAGGUACUUACUGGCCAAGCAAAUGGAAAUGGUAUCAUAGACACGGUUAUUGGGCCACGCGUAAGAAGCUCCUAAGCUUUGACAAGUACAGACCUUACAGAUAUCAUGAGGUUAAGGGGUAUGGAAAACCCAAGCUAAAGUUCUGGCAAGAUUACUCCUAUUAUAGACCACUCAAACAAACAACCAAAUUUUGGUGA